Messenger RNA from Ipomoea triloba (trilobed morning glory), 1419 nucleotides. Its product is annotated as target of rapamycin complex subunit LST8-1. The record is from RefSeq and is a predicted model, not a curated record. NCBI's taxonomy places the organism in Eukaryota, Viridiplantae, Streptophyta, Magnoliopsida, Solanales, Convolvulaceae. Gene Ontology annotation, cellular component: TORC2 complex; TORC1 complex. Gene Ontology annotation, biological process: TOR signaling; regulation of actin cytoskeleton organization. The transcript is spliced from 11 exons. Bases 263 to 1213 code for a protein of 316 amino acids. Gene Ontology annotation, molecular function: protein binding.
CGUGCCGCCGGCGCCAAUUCAAGUUGAAAGCCCACCCGGUCGGAUGAAGCGGCGGCUGACCACUACGCCACUUACACGCUCCUCCCGGCACUGAACAAUCCCCGGGAGAAGAAUUAAACCUUUUUGGUUAUUAUUACUAUGGGAUCAGCCCUUGUUCUCCAGAUGCCGCUUUGCAAAACCCUCCUGAAACCCUAGUUCCUCACAAAAAUCCCCAAUUGUUCCUCCCAACACUUGACAGCUUCUCAGGAGAAAAGACAUAACAAUGGCACAGCCAUCAGUUGUGUUAGCAACAGCUAGCUAUGAUCACACUAUUCGGUUCUGGGAGGCAAAAAGUGCCCGCUGUUACCGGACUAUCCAAUACCCAGAAUCACAAGUCAAUCGGCUUGAGAUUACACCAGAUAAACUUUACUUGGCUGCAGCAGGCAACCCUCACAUCCGAUUGUUUGACAUCAAUUCUAACAGCCCUCAGCCUAUACAAAGCUUUGAUUCACACACUAACAAUGUUAUGGCAGUAGGGUUUCAAUGUGAUGGAAAUUGGAUGUAUUCUGGUUCUGAAGAUGGCACAGUAAAGAUUUGGGAUUUGAGGGCACCAGGGUUUCAGAGAGAAUAUGAGAGUCGUGCAGCUGUCAACACAGUUGUUUUGCAUCCAAACCAGACUGAGCUUAUAUCUGGUGAUCAGAAUGGAAAUAUUCGAGUAUGGGACUUGAAAGCAAAUGCAUGCAGCUGCGAGUUGGUUCCUGAGGUGGAUACUGCUGUUAGGUCUCUGACUGUAAUGUGGGAUGGAAGCUUGGUUGUGGCUGCAAAUAAUAAUGGAAUAUGUUAUGUUUGGCGCUUAUUGCGUGGAACCCAGACUAUGACCAACUUUGAGCCACUGCAUAAGUUACCAGCACAUGAUGGAUACAUUCUCAAAUGUCUCCUUUCCCCUGAGUUGUGUGAGCCUCACCGGUAUCUGGCAACAGCAUCUUCUGAUCAUACUGUCAAAAUAUGGAACGUGGAUGGAUUUACCUUGGAGAAAACUCUCAAAGGACAUGAGCGAUGGGUUUGGGACUGUGUUUUCUCCGUGGAUGGUGCUUUUCUAAUCACAGCUUCUUCUGACACAACGGCGAGAUUAUGGUCCAUGUCCAAUGGUAAAGAGAUCAAAGUGUACCAAGGGCACCAUAAAGCAACAGUGUGCUGUGCCCUCCAUGAUGGCCCUGUACCCUCUUCUUGCUGAAUGAGGAUUGGCUUCUAUCAUCUUUAUAUAUUCUGGGUGGAGUCUUUUGCCUGUUCUUCUUUCUGGUCUCUUUGUGAUCAGUUAGUUAUCUUCUUGUAUGAAUAUGGAUAAAAUAUUUGUAUAGGUUCUGAAUAAAUUGCUGGUAUGAUUAUUUACACAACAAUGUUUCACAUUCUCAGUUCUCUCAAUUAAAGCCAUUUUGAAAA